Messenger RNA from Boeremia exigua, 950 nucleotides. RefSeq lists its product as uncharacterized. The coding region runs from base 111 to 950 and encodes 279 amino acids. Lineage: Eukaryota; Fungi; Ascomycota; Dothideomycetes; Pleosporales; Didymellaceae. The transcript has a single exon. The record is from RefSeq and is a predicted model, not a curated record.
CUGGCUACUGUUCUCCGUGCUGCUCUACAAACUGUCUCUCGCUGAAACAUCUGGUGCCCACCACAAAGAGAACACAAUGUCAGUGAACAGACGGCCGGCAAGACAGCACAAUGUCUCCAACAACAGCAGACGUUAAAACGGACGUCAACUCAGCCCAAGUCUCCCAGCAACUAAACCGCUACCCACCAUCCGUUCGUAUCCCCAAACCAACAGUCCCACAGCUACCAUCCCAGCAGAUAUCCCACAGCGACCCAACUCACCCUCCACCCUCGUACCAACAAUCCAACAUGCUCCGCUCCUGCCUUCCCGAUCUCACCUACCUAAGCUCCCUCUUCUCCCUCACCAGCACCCCGCCCCUCGCCCCCACCCCCCAACAACCCUCCUGCGACCUCACGAGCCUCCCCUACUCCUCCUGGCACCCCCCCUCCUGCCCCCAGAAUUGCGAGGGCGUGUGCCGCCACCUGCCCGUCGGGAGCGACACGCGCAUAAACGGGCGCCUGGUGUCUCGCCCGCGCCGCGAGCUCGCUGGAGGUGAGACCGGUGAUGCGGAGCGAGCACACACUGACGCGGCGGCACAGCGCCCGGCUGCACCACACCUCUCAGAUCCCGUCGGUGCGGCGUGCGCCCCGGUAGUCAAGGUAGGACACUCCCGCCCUCCGCCUGCGCUGCCGUCGCGGUCUGUGUACCACUCUGCUGUGUCGACGCCGACUACGCCGCCUGCGUGUCACGGCGGAGAUGCUGGCGAUGCAGAGAAGCCCCCCGUAGCUCUGCAGACCGACAUGAGUGUGUCCCCGACAGUCCGGCAGCAGGCCCGCGUCGAUGAGUGGGAUCUAUGUAGCUUGUUUGACAGCGACGAAGACGAAGACGAAGACAAUGACUACAGCGAUGAUGAUGACGACGACAGCGAUACCCACACUGCCUUUCCGGCCUUGGAGCGCACGCGUGUCUAG